ACUCAACUCGCUGCUUUGGUUUUAAAAUCAUAUCUUGGUUCCUUAAUAAAUACAUGUAUUGUCAGUGUGAAUAAAACAUGUUGGAUACGACGAGGAGACAUUUAACUAGGACGUCAUUGUUAUUUCUUUUUCUAGUUUCAUACCUAAUUGUGUUAAUUAUACCAAUUUGGUUUUACACGUCACAGUAUGCAACGGCAAAAGUUGACAUUAAACAAAGUGAGGAGUUCGAAUCUCUUCUUCAAAAGGCUCAUGAUGAUCGACUAAACAACCUCGAGAAUUACACGCUUCCCAGUCCAAAUUGGGAUGGUGCUUCGGAAAUUAAUGAAUCAUUAAUGGAAUGUCCUGAUGUACCCCCGGGUCUUGUAGGCCGAAUAAAGCUUAGCGGUAACGUAACUCCCGCGGAAGUAUACAACGGCCAUUCCCUCGAGCGACUGAGACCCGGUGGAUACUACUCACCUUCGGACUGCCAUGCACGGGAAAAGCUUGCUGUUAUCGUACCGUAUAGAGGUCGUCGGCGGCAAUUGGUGAUACUGCUGUUCCAUCUGCACAACAUUCUACAGCGUCAACAGAGGAACUACGCCAUCUUCGUCGUAGAAAUGGCGUUUCCGACAGUGUUUAACCGAGGCUUAUUAGCAAAUGCAGGCUACAUUACGGCGCGACAGACUGGCAAAUUUUCGUGCAUUAUCGUGCACGACGUGGACCUGCUGCCCGUGAAUGAUCACAACAUUUACACGUGCGGGAAACAUCCACGGCACUUGAACGUCAACUCAUCCAAAUACGGAUACAAAUUGCUUUACAGCAGUUAUGUGGGCGGAGUUACAGCACUACGGGCAGCCCAGUAUGAGAAAAUUAACGGAUUUAGUAACGCCUAUUUCGGAUGGGGGAAAGAAGAUGACGACCUUUAUAAAAGAAUGACGAAAGAAGGUUACCGUAUUGAGCGCCCGGCCCACGAAAUCGGUAUUUAUGAAGAAAUACGGAAGUCACGGGCGGACUUUUCCAAUCCAAACAACCCUUUCUCAGAUAGCCUCCUCUCCCGCGCAGACAAACGUAUGAAGCAAGACGGCGUACGUCGCGUUCUCUACCGACGUUUGACGUUGGAGUAUCGCCAAUUAUUCACGUGGGUCUAUAUCAGCACGAGCGAACUAGACGUUAUGAAGUUCAUUUAUGCAGUUGAUCCCGAACUAAAGAAAUCAUAUGACAGAUUGAAGUUGCCGAAAUAGUCAGCAUUACUUAUCGUGGUGUUAUUUGUAUAUGCGCGUCAUGAUAUAUAGUUAAGAGAACUUAAGUUGUUAUCAUUUUCAAACAGAUGGUUUGUUGAAUAAGAACACCAGGGGCGGUUCCAGGAUUUGACGCUAGAUGGGGCGUAACUUAGGGUCGUAACCGUUUGAUUUGUGCCCCUCCCUCAAGGCAAAAUAAUUUAGCUUAAAUUGUUAGCGAACUUCUUCCCUAAAUUAAGUUUAACAAUUUCUAGUCCGAAAUUCUGGAUAUUGGGCGUUUCUUUUUUUUACUCUAUAUUGAAAUUAAAAGCAAUCUUUGACGUUUUAAGAGUGCAUCCGCUGGAUCCGCUAGUGCAGUACAGACUGCUUUUUAAGACUACCUAUGUGUGUAAUCUGGAACAACAAAACGUUCUGUAUGCAUGUGCAGAACAAAUUUGUUGGCAUUCAAAUUUGUCCGAUUUAACGGUUUUGUGGUAGUUAGUGCAAAUAGUAAGUUUUUGACCCAUAAAUUCUGAUUCUCAUUCCAGUAUGCACUGUAUACCGUCUCCGUGGCCUUGUGGUUAAGGCGUCCGCCUACGGAGCGGGAGGUCGUGGGUUCGAUCCCGGGCCGCUUCAUAUCGAAAGACGUAAUAUGCUGGUACAAGUAGCUCCCUUGCCUGGCGCUUGGCAUUUAAAGGGUAGUGCUUGGAAAAGUGGUGUACUCAGUACUGGUUCAACCCAGGAAAGUUGUAUCCCGUGUAUCGGUGCCUU
This is a messenger RNA of Mya arenaria, 1967 nucleotides long. RefSeq names its product beta-1,4-galactosyltransferase 4-like. The transcript has 8 exons. Bases 78 to 1220 code for a protein of 380 amino acids. Gene Ontology annotation, molecular function: glycosyltransferase activity. Lineage: Eukaryota; Metazoa; Mollusca; Bivalvia; Myida; Myidae. The record is from RefSeq and is a predicted model, not a curated record. Gene Ontology annotation, biological process: carbohydrate metabolic process.